Messenger RNA from Pyrus x bretschneideri (Chinese white pear), 2290 nucleotides. RefSeq names its product probable leucine-rich repeat receptor-like protein kinase At5g63930. The record is from RefSeq and is a predicted model, not a curated record. The transcript has 4 exons. The coding region runs from base 116 to 2164 and encodes 682 amino acids. Gene Ontology annotation, biological process: protein phosphorylation. NCBI's taxonomy places the organism in Eukaryota, Viridiplantae, Streptophyta, Magnoliopsida, Rosales, Rosaceae. Gene Ontology annotation, molecular function: ATP binding; protein binding; protein kinase activity.
AAAACCCAGCAAAACCCAGAAACCAAAAACUGAAAAUGUUUCAAAAUUUCCCACUCACCCACUAAAAUCUCCAUACUUUCUCUCCCAUUUUCCCACUCUUUCCCACAAACCGAACAUGCAUUAUUUCCUUCUCUCCCUUCUCCUCCCCCUCCUCCUCCUCCUCCCCCUCUGUAUCUCCUCGCUCACCGAGCUCCCUGCUCUCAUGGCAAUGAAGGCCUCUCUGGACCCACGAAACCAAUUCUUGACGUCAUGGACGCCGCACGCGGACCCCUGCGGCGGCGCUUUUGAAGGCGUGGCUUGCAACGAGCAGGGCCGUGUGACUAAUAUCUCUCUGCAAGGGAAGGGUCUUUGGGGCCAGAUUCCCCCAGCUGUUGGCGGCCUGAGGAACCUCACUGGGCUGUACCUUCACUUCAAUGCUUUGACUGGGAAGAUCCCAAAGCAGAUUGCUGAUUUGAACCAGCUUGCCGAUUUGUACCUCAAUGUGAACAAUCUGUCUGGUGCAAUUCCUCGUGAGAUUGGUAAAAUGCCCAAUUUGCAAGUUUUGCAGUUGUGUUACAACAAGUUGACUGGGGGAAUACCUACAGAAUUAGGGCAGCUUAAAAGGCUUAGUGUUCUUGCAGUGCAAUCCAAUCAGUUAACGGGGGCAAUUCCUGCAAGUUUGGGUGAGUUGGGGACGCUAACAAGGUUGGAUUUGAGCUUUAAUAGCUUUUUUGGUCCUAUUCCAGCAAAAUUAUCUGAUGCUUCUAUGCUAGAAGUCCUUGAUGUUCGAAGCAAUACUCUCUCAGGAAAUAUACCUCCAGCUCUAAAGAGACUUAAUGAAGGAUUCCAAUACGAAAACAACCCGAACUUAUGUGGGGUUGGGUUUUCUGGUUUAGAACCAUGCACAGCUACUGCUCGGAACCCAAACAUGCCACAACCAUUUGAACCUAGUAACUUUUCUGGAAAAGGUCUUCCAGACUCAUCUACUCCAAAAGAAAUCCCCGAGACAGCAAAUAUUCAUUCCAAUUGUAGCCAAACCCACUGUUCAGAAGCAUCAAAUUCCCCAGAAAUUGGUUUAGUCUUUGGGGUGAUUGGAGUUGUUGUUGCUUUAACAGUAUCUGGGCUCUUCUUGUUCUGCUGGUAUCGUCGACAAAAGCAGAAGAUUGGGAGUACUUUUGACUCUUCUGAUAGCAGGCUUAGUACUGACCAAGCAAAGGAAGUUCACAAGAAGAGUGUGUCUCCUCUCAUCAAUCUGGAGUAUUCUAACGGGUGGGAUCCAUUGGCUAGAGGCAGCAGUGGGUACUCUCAAGAAGUUCUUGAGAGUUUUAUGAUAAAUUUAGAAGAAGUGGAACGUGCAACUCAAAGCUUUUCGGAAGUCAAUCUGUUGCGGAAGGGUAAUUUUUCUGCCAUCUAUAAGGGGAUCCUAAGAGACGGAUCAGUUGUUACUAUAAACUGCAUUAGCAAGACAAGCUGUAAGCCCGACGAAGCUGAAUUUUUGAAGGGGUUGAAGAUAUUGACAUCAUUAAAACAUGAGAAUCUUGUUAGGUUGAGAGGCUUUUGCUGCUCAAAAGGCAGGGGAGAGUGGUUUCUUAUCUAUGAUUUUAUCCCAAAUGAAAGUCUGUUACAGUAUCUCGAUAUUAAGGAUGGCAGUGCCGAGGCUCUUGAAUGGUCAACCAGAGUAUCUAUAAUCAAUGGGAUCGCUAAAGGUAUUGGAUAUUUGCAUGGAAAUGCAGGCAAUAAACCUGCUAUAGUUCAUCAGACCAUAUCAGCUGAGAAGGUGCUUAUUGACUCCCACUAUAACCCCUUACUAUCGGAAUCGGGUUUGCACAAACUCCUAGCAGAUGAUAUUGUCUUCUCCAUGCUCAAAGUCAGUGCUGCCAUGGGGUACCUGGCUCCCGAGUACACCACCACUGGUCGCUUCACUUCAAAGAGUGACAUUUAUGCAUUUGGUAUGAUUGUGUUUCAACUCCUUUGUGGAAAACGUAAAAUCACCCAGGUGACUCGCCAAGGUGCUGAGGCCGGCAGAUUUGAAGAUUUUAUUGAUGCAAACCUUGAGGGAAAGUUUUCGGAAUCUGAGGCAAGUAAACUUGGAAGACUUGCUCUUCUUUGCACGCACGAGUCUCCCAUUUACAGGCCACCAAUAGAAAAUGUGGUCAAAGAGCUCAGCGAGUUCAAUUGCACUUAGAAGCUAUUGUUUUACAAUGUUUCCUUCUAAAACUCAACUCUGUAAAAUUGUAAAUGGAAGCAAACUUAACUCCUGGUAUUGUAUAUUUGCAUGCCACCCUUGAUAUUUACAAACUGCCUUUUUUCA